UCUCUUUCCAUUUCACAUACCCAUAGUCUAUUGCUAACCAGAACGCUUACCCGAUACACAGCAUUGCCCUUUGGUCAAAGCCUCUCGUCCAAGGAGUACCUUCAGUCAAAGACCCGCCUUCCGAACACUUGCGACCAACAAAGAACAAUUGAGCCACUCAACUCGCACGACCAUCUUCAUUUGCCCUAUCCUAAUUUUUGUCUGCCUGAACUAGCUCGCAAUGUCCACAGCUGCCAAGCGACGUCUGAUUCGAGACUUUAAGCGUCUCACUUCUGAUGCCCCCAUCGGUAUCUCCGGCAGUCCCAAUCCUGACAAUAUCAUGGUAUGGAACGCCGUCAUCUUUGGACCUCCCGAGACACCAUUUGAAGACGGCUCUUUUCGACUUACUCUCACAUUCACCGAUGCUUAUCCUAACAAGCCCCCUACUGUUCGCUUUAUCUCCAAAAUGUUCCACCCCAAUAUCUAUGCCAACGGCGAGCUUUGUUUGGAUAUCUUGCAGAAUAGAUGGAGUCCGACGUACGAUGUGGCGGCAAUCUUGACAAGUGUGCAAAGUCUGCUGAAUGACCCCAACCCGGCUAGUCCUGCGAACGUCGACGCUGCUCAACUCUUCAAGGAGAAUCUUAAGGAAUACGAACGGCGCGUCAAGAAAACCGUUGAGCUUUCCUGGGUGGACAACGCAGAUGAGAUCGAAGCCGAAGUGGUUGAAGCGGACGAAGGGAGCUCAUCAUAAGGGCUCUGUAAUCUUGUUUCAUCGAUGUCCGCUAAUCAUCAAGGGGAAGUCCUAGCGCGGUAUACUAGAUUUCGAGAUGGUAGAAACAAGUGGUGAUGGUAGAGAAGAGAGAAAGAAGAGGAAGGAUCGAUCAACGACUUAGGCGAUUUGGCUUUGUGCAACAAACCUGCUCAAGCAAACAAUGAGGGAGACGCGGACGAAGACACGAUACGGGUAGCUUAUCUAAUCCACAGAGAAGGCAGAAUCUUGUAUUUCCUAGUUUUUCCAUCAAUACGCCAUACAACAUUAUCCAGCCCCGAUAGCGAUCCCUUUACAGGCUGUUCCAUGCAUAUCCCGUCUUUCGGUCUUUUGAG
This is a messenger RNA of Cryptococcus deneoformans JEC21, 1083 nucleotides long. RefSeq names its product ubiquitin-conjugating enzyme e2-17 kda, putative. Lineage: Eukaryota; Fungi; Basidiomycota; Tremellomycetes; Tremellales; Cryptococcaceae. Gene Ontology annotation, molecular function: ubiquitin conjugating enzyme activity. Gene Ontology annotation, cellular component: HULC complex. Gene Ontology annotation, biological process: protein polyubiquitination; proteasome-mediated ubiquitin-dependent protein catabolic process; DNA repair. The transcript is spliced from 5 exons. Bases 221 to 730 code for a protein of 169 amino acids. The record is from RefSeq and is a predicted model, not a curated record.